AUGGACGUCUACGAGAAGCAAGUGGUCGUGAUAACCGGCUGCUCCGCCGGCGGCAUAGGCCACGCGCUCGCCCGCGAGUUCGCCUCGCGUGGCUGCCUGGUGGUGGCGACCGCGCGCUCGCUCGCAUCCAUCUCCGAUAUGCAGGACGACCCGCGGUUCUUCGUCCAGGAGCUGGACGUUUCAUCGGACGAGAGCGUGCGCCACGCCCUGUCCACGGUUCUGGAACGAUUCGGCCGCAUCGAUGUCGUGGUUAACAAUGCCGGAGUCCAGUGCGUGGGGCCCAUCGCGGAGGUUCCUCUGUCCGCCAUCGAACAGACCUUCAACACUAAUGUUUUCGGAUCCUUGAGGUUAAUUCAAGCUGUUGUGCCGCAUAUGGCAUCUAGGAAGAAGGGCAAAAUCGUCAAUUUUGGAAGUGUCACUGCUUUGGCCCCACUACCAUGGGCUGGCACUUACACUGCAUCAAAAGCUGCUAUCCACGCAAUAAGUGAUACUCUGAGGUAUGCGUUUAAUGACCUCGGCAAGCAUUUACCAGAAAAUGUGGUGGCACAUGUUAUGUGUCAAAUGCCAUAG
Messenger RNA from Striga hermonthica, 570 nucleotides. Lineage: Eukaryota; Viridiplantae; Streptophyta; Magnoliopsida; Lamiales; Orobanchaceae. The record is from the annotation of a GenBank genome assembly.